Molecule: messenger RNA, 192 nt
Organism: Truncatella angustata
Lineage: Eukaryota; Fungi; Ascomycota; Sordariomycetes; Amphisphaeriales; Sporocadaceae
Product: nuclear protein
Exons: 2
Biological process (GO): positive regulation of transcription by RNA polymerase II
Molecular function (GO): DNA-binding transcription factor activity, RNA polymerase II-specific; sequence-specific DNA binding; zinc ion binding
Source: RefSeq, a predicted model, not a curated record
CAGGCUUGUAACCGAUGCAAGGGUCGCAAAAUCCGGUGCGAUGGCAAAACACCAAGUUGUGGCCAUUGCGCAAAGAGGAAAGCCGUUUGCUUAUACAUGACGCGAAAGAAACGGGGACUCGGCAAGAGGUACCUCGAAUACAUUCAGAGCCUUGAGGAACGAUUGAAACGGCUGGAAAGUACAUUGCGAAAC